AUGGAUGUAACGGAUACUAAAGAUAUAGUAGAAGUGGAUUUCAGAAAUAUAAUAAGUGCUAAAGGUAUAGUAGAUGCUGUAGAUAUAAAUAUGGCAGAUAUUAUAAGCAUAGUGAGUGUAGUAGGUGCUAUAAAUGAUAUAGGUAUCGUAAGCGUAGUGGGUGCUGUAGAUGCUAUAAUAGAUGAUAUAGGCAUUAUAAGCAUAUCUUAUUUUUAG
Messenger RNA from Racocetra persica, 216 nucleotides. NCBI's taxonomy places the organism in Eukaryota, Fungi, Glomeromycota, Glomeromycetes, Diversisporales, Gigasporaceae. The record is from the annotation of a GenBank genome assembly.